This is a messenger RNA of Amphibalanus amphitrite, 3103 nucleotides long. Its product is annotated as annexin-B12-like. Gene Ontology annotation, cellular component: cytoplasm. The record is from RefSeq and is a predicted model, not a curated record. Gene Ontology annotation, molecular function: calcium ion binding; calcium-dependent phospholipid binding. The coding region runs from base 213 to 2120 and encodes 635 amino acids. Lineage: Eukaryota; Metazoa; Arthropoda; Thecostraca; Balanomorpha; Balanidae. The transcript is spliced from 10 exons.
GGCGGCAGCGCCCUCUCUACCGAGCGUCCGCUGACACGUAGUGCCUUUACUUGCUUGUUUAUCUUGGCUAUCAGCAUUCUCGUGAUUCCCGUUAUCAUGUCGUGCCCCGUGACUGUGGUAGCCAUCGGAAGUGUUGAAGAUUGGUGCAGAAACGAACGAGAUUUUUGUGUCACCCUGCCUCUAAUCCCGCCGAGCGGGAUCCGGUAUCCAGGAUGAGUCACAACCCGUACGGACCCGGGGGUGGAUACCAGCAGUAUCCGGCCCCCGGUCAGUCCGGGUAUCCGGGCGCCCCGCCGAAUACGGGCAAUCCGUAUCCGGGAAAUCCGGGUUAUCCGGGAUACCCAGCCCCGGGCGGUGCUCCGGGAUACCCUAGCCAGCCGGCGGGAUAUCCGCCACAACAGCCAGGCUAUCCAGGUCAAGGAGGUGGAUAUCCAGGUCAAGGUGGUGGAUAUCCUGGUCAAGGAGCUGGCUAUCCUGGACAACAACCAGCGUCAGGUGGAUAUCCUGGACAACAACCAGCGGCAGGUGGAUACCCUCAGCCCGGAUAUCCACCUCAAGGAGUAGGAAAUCCUCCACAGCAACCGAGCAUUCCAGGUCAGGGGCCUGGCUAUCCGAAUCCACAGCCUGGAUAUCCAAGCCCACAGCCUGGAUUUCCAGCCCCUGGAGGCGGAUAUCCUCCUGCACCUUCAAGUGGAAAUCCGAGCCAGCCGGGUGGAUAUCCAAGUCAACCUGGCGGACAACCAAGCCAGCCUGGCGGAUAUCCAAGUCAACCAGGCGGACAACCAAUCCAGCCAGGGGGUUAUCCAGGUCAGCCAGGUGGAUAUCCAAGUCAACCAGGCGGACAACGAAGCCAGCCAGGGGGUUAUCCAGGACAGCCAGGUGGAUAUCCAAGUCAAACAGGCACACAACCAAGCCAGCCAGGGGGUUAUCCAGGUCAGCCAGGUGGAUACCCAAGUCAACCAGGUGGAUACCCAAGUCAGCCAGGUGGAUACCCAAGUCAGGCUGGUGGCUAUCCAAGUCAGCCAAGCGGAUAUCCAAGUCAACCGGGCGGAUAUCCGGGUCUUGGCACCAACUAUCCCCUUCAGGGAGCGAAUGUCAGCCCGCAGCUGGGAUCAUCCAGGGGUGGAAAAGGAGAUCCAUACCACUCCAGCAACACAAACUACCUGGAUAAGACCCACGGCACCAUCCGGCCAGCGCCCGGUUUCGACGCCGCUGAAGAUGCCAGCAAACUUCGCAAGGCGAUGAAGGGGUUCGGUACCAAUGAGCAGGCCAUCAUUGAUGUGUUGUGUAAGAGAAGUAACGCCCAGCGGCAGCAGAUCACGAUUGCCUACAAGUCGGGCUAUGGACGGGACCUGCUGAAGGACCUGAAGUCGGAGCUGGGCGGCGACUUCGAGGACGUGAUCCUGGCGAUGAUGAUGCCGCCGUACGAGUUUCUGGCGCAGCAGCUUCACUCGGCGAUGUCGGGCGCGGGGACAGACGAAGAUACCCUGUUUGAGACGCUUUGCACACACACUAACGCAGAGAUUAACGGCAUCAAGGCGGCGUAUGCUAACAUGUACGGUAAAUCGUUGGAGGAUUCCGUGCGGAAAGAAUCCAGUCAUAAUUUCAAAUUAUUGCUUACUGCCCUGCUUCAGGCGAACCGCGACGAAUCCAACCAGGUUGAUAAGGCCAAGGCAGCAAACCAGGCUAUGGCUCUCUACAAGGCUGGUGAGAAGAAGACUGGCACGGACGAGGAAGCCUUCACCGUGAUUGUCGCCACGCAGAGCCCCGCCCAGCUUCACGCCAUAAUGGCAGAGUACGAGAAUAUAUCCAAGAAGACUCUGCUGGAUGCUGUAAAGUCGGAGACCAGCGGCGAUUACCGUCAGGCGCUGCUGGCUGUCUUGAAGAGUUCGCUAAACCGCCCGGCCUACUACGCGGAGCGUAUCAAGGAUACUAUGAGCGGAGCGGGCACCCGCGAUUCGGACCUGAUUCGUCUCAUCGUGUCUCGGUCAGAGUACGACCUGGCCAACAUCAAGCAGGAAUACCUGCGGAGAUACGGGCACGCCAUGGAAAAGGAUAUUUCGGGAGAGACUUCUGGCGACUACAAAAGGGCUCUGGUGAUGUUAGUGGAAGGCAACUGAGAGUCCGUCAAGGAUCCGGUCUCCUCCCGUACUCCACUGCAUGCGGUGACGUCACAAAAUAUAUUCGACGCAGCUUAUUGUGACCACGUUAUGCUGUUUGAUCAGCGCAUCAAUGUCUAUCCAAUCUAUAAAAUGAUGUAUAAAAAAAAAUGAAGAAUCUGUGGGAUUUGUCUGAUUCUGAAGAUAAGCCACGCAAAAUAGUGUUUUGUCGUGUUGAUACGUUAAGUUUCCUGAUUUGUUCAUGUUAUAUGAUUAAAAAACUGUGAUUGCAUCAAUACUAAAGCUAUAAAUCUAGAAAAAGCCUGCUCGUUUUUCCGGUGCUUUGAAAACAUGGUGGUUUGGUGACACUGAUGAAUAAGGUUUUUGGAAAUGAUAAGGAGUAGUUACAUGUGAUUGGCUGGAGCGAUACUACAUAGUAGGGCCUAAGAAUCGCGUCCGUAUUUGUUUAAAAAUGGGAAAAGGUUGUUGCUUUUCCGUGUUCAAGUCCAGAGCAUCUGUUUAUGUGUGCAAGGCGAACGCGUGGAUGUUUCCAAUCGAUCGUUAUUUUUUUCUUAUAAGUAAUUUGUUUUUGUUUCAAAUGAGAUUCGUGUUUCAAAAAGAUCAUGGCCACCGUCUACCGUCUAGUCCCAUUGAUUUUGAUGGCGAGUCGCUCCUUCGUUGAAGGUGAAUAAAUUGUGGUAUUCGCUUAGCGCCUGCGGCGCGAUGCAAAGUUCCCCUUGAAGUUAGAUUCGUUGCUUGUUGGCGUCAUAAGUUCUCUCACUAGGCAGUGUUAUGCUCUAACUUUUUACAAAAGAAAACGAUCAAUUUUCCAGUGCAAGCUGUUCAACUUUCUCACAAUAGCCGUAACGAAUCCAAUGUCUCCGAAUGUUUUGUAUUUCUUGUUAUUCAGUGCCUGUGACAGCCUGCAGAAAAAUUGUAUGCUUUUAACAGCAGUGCCAAUAAACGUGGCUAUUUUUCGGACAAUAAAAGGUGCCACUACAAUA